Molecule: messenger RNA, 1969 nt
Organism: Brassica oleracea var. oleracea
Lineage: Eukaryota; Viridiplantae; Streptophyta; Magnoliopsida; Brassicales; Brassicaceae
Product: glucan endo-1,3-beta-glucosidase 1
Exons: 4
Coding region: 218-1780 (520 amino acids)
Biological process (GO): carbohydrate metabolic process
Cellular component (GO): plasma membrane
Molecular function (GO): hydrolase activity, hydrolyzing O-glycosyl compounds
Source: RefSeq, a predicted model, not a curated record
GGAGCAGCCAGCAGAGUAUAUUCACGUGAAGCACAGAGAGAGAGAGAGAGAGAGAGACAUAAAUCUUUAGCUAGCAGCACUAAACCCCUUAACUAACAUUAUGUCUAAAUCUCUCUUCUCUUAUCUCAACCAAACACUAAACAAAUCUACAGGAAGAUAAUGCAAGGAUCUGUAGCCGAGUCUGAAUCCGAACCAGAAGAGUUGCAGAAUCAAUUCAAUGCCAGUCACUAGCAUGUCUUCCACCGUCCCUCCUCUCUUCUUCCUCUUCUUCUUCAUUACAAUCUUCAAUCUUUCUAUUUCCGCAAAGUCGUGGCCUUUAUCGCAAGAGAACAAGAUCCAAGAACAAGACAGAGACCCAUUCGUCGGAUUCAACAUCGGCACCGACGUCUCCUCACUCCUCCCACCUCCGGACCUCGUCAAGUUCCUCCAAACCCAGAAAAUAAACCACAUCCGCCUAUACGACGCCGAUCCGGAGCUCCUCAAAGCCCUGUCCAAAACCAAGAUACGCGUCAUCAUCAGCGUCCCCAACAACCAGCUCCUAGCCAUCGGAUCCUCCAACGCCACCGCCGCGUCGUGGAUCGGCCGCAACGUGGUCGCUUACUACCCUGAAACCUUAAUCACAGCCAUCUCCGUCGGAGACGAGGUCUUAAACACUGUCCCCUCUUCGGCUCCCUUGCUCUUACCAGCCAUUGAGUCUCUUUACAACGCUCUCGUGGCUUCGAAUCUCCACACUCAGAUCAAAGUCUCCACACCUCACGCGGCCUCCAUCAUGAUGGAUACUUUCCCUCCUUCGCAAGCUUACUUUAACCAGACGUGGCUCUCGGUUAUGUCCCCCUUGCUUCGGUUCUUGUCCAAAACCGGCUCUCCUCUGAUGAUGAAUCUCUAUCCUUACUACGUCUAUAUGCAGAACAAAGGCGUUGUUCCGUUAGAUAACUGCCUUUUCGAGCCGUUGACUCCUGCUAAAGAGAUGGUUGACCCCAACACGUUGCUGCAUUACACUAACGUCCUCGACGCUAUGGUAGACGCAGCUUAUGUAUCCAUGAAGAACCUGAAUAUUUCUGAUGUGGCUGUGCUUGUGACCGAGACCGGGUGGCCUUCUCAAGGCGAUAAAAUGGAGCCGCACGCUACUAUCGAUAACGCUGACACGUACACCUCCAAUUUGAUCAAACAUGUUUUUGACAGAACGGGGACGCCUCUGCGCCCCGAGGUGACGCCAAGUGUUUAUAUCUACGAGCUGUUUAACGAGGAUAAGAGGGCGAAGCCGGUUAGCGAAGCUAGCUGGGGUUUAUUCUAUGGGAACACUACGCCGGUUUAUUUGCUUCAUGUCUCUGGGAGUGGGGCUUUCUUGGCGAAUGAUACGACGAACAAGACGUACUGUGUUGCUAUGGAUGGGGUUGAUGUGAAGACGCUUCAGGCUGCGUUGGAUUGGGCUUGUGGGCCGGGGAGAGCGAAUUGUAGUGAGAUUCAGCCUGGGGAGAGUUGUUAUCAGCCGAAUAAUGUGAAGGGGCAUGCUUCUUUUGCUUUUAAUAGUUAUUACCAGCAGGAAGGGAGAGCUUCUGGUUCUUGUGACUUCAAAGGUGUGGCUAUGAUCACUACUACAGACCCAAGUCAUGGAAGCUGCAUUUUCCCUGGAAGCAAGAAGGUAGGAAACGGGACACAGACGGUGGUGAAUUCGACUCAAGUUGCAGCUGGUGAAACCUCCUCAAGGAGUCUUCUCUCAAGAGGUUUCUGUGCCAGUAUGAUGAUUCUUGUAACUUGUGUUUUGUUACCCUUCUGGUGAUUUUUCAUUUUUUUUCUUUACCACGGUUGAGUUACAAUUCUAGGUUUUCAUAAACAAAUUGUAUUUUAAUCAAAAUUUUGUAAUUCGUUGUUUUGUUGGUAGUCCAUUUUAGUAGUCAGUCUCUUGUAACUUUGUUGGGGGCAAUGUUUUGUGUAAAACCUGUCUUGGUAAAUGUUGCUGUUACUUGGC